AUGCUUUUCGAACUCUGCACGCCGUACCAUGCAUCUUCCCCACCUUCCCUCCCCCCCUGGGAGCCCAAGUCACACAGCGCUUGCUUGAGCCGCUUGCAUAGAGCAGAGUCGCUAGUGGGUUGGGGUAGGUGCUACGCCUUUUCUGCUAUCCUCUCUCCUCACUGUGUUCUCACCGCAUUCCCUCCGACCCUCACUCCUGUGCAGGCCUCAUCGCGAGCAGCAGUGGCAGACGGACGGACGCCUCAUCGCGAGCAGCAGUGGCAGGCGGACGGACGUGGGGCAGCAUCAGCGUUCUCCUCAUGCCUCAAGCCACUGGCGGCAGCAGACAACACCUGGCCUCAUCGCGAGCAGCAGUGGCAGACGGACGGGUGUGGGGCAGCAUCAGCGUUCUCCUCAUGCCUCGAGCCACUGGCGGCAGCAGACAACACCCGGCCUCAUCGCGAGCAGCAGUGGCAGGCGGACGGACGUGGGGCAGCAUCAGCGUUCUCCUCAUGCCUCAAGCCACUGGCGGCAGCAGACAACACCUGGCCUCAUCGCGAGCAGCAGUGGCAGGCGGACGGGCGUGGGGCAGCAUCAGCGUUCUCCUCAUGCCUCAAGCCACUGGCGGCAGCAGACAACACCCGGAGCUCAAGAGCAGCGCUGCUGGUCGCCUGA
This is a messenger RNA of Closterium sp. Naga37s-1, 654 nucleotides long. The record is from the annotation of a GenBank genome assembly. Lineage: Eukaryota; Viridiplantae; Streptophyta; Zygnematophyceae; Desmidiales; Closteriaceae.